Iphiclides podalirius (scarce swallowtail) is the source of this 501-nucleotide messenger RNA. The record is from the annotation of a GenBank genome assembly. Lineage: Eukaryota; Metazoa; Arthropoda; Insecta; Lepidoptera; Papilionidae.
AUGCCUCAGCCAGUUGGGUGCUACAGCCAGUUGGGUGCUACAGCCAGUUCGGUGCUACUGCCAGUUCGGUGCUACAGCCCUUUGCGUGCUACAACCAGUUGGUUGCUACAUCCAGUUGGGUGCUACGGCCAGUUGGGUGCUACGGCCAGUUGGGUGCUACAGCCAGUUGGGUGCUACAGCCUGUUGGGUGCUACAGCCAGUUGGGUGCUACAGCCCGUUGGGUGCUACAGCCCGUUGGGUGCUACAGCCCGUUGGGUGCUACAGCCCGGUGGGGCUACAGCCAGUUGUGCGCUACAGCCAGUUGGGCGCUACAGCCAGUUGGGCGCUACAGCAACUUGGGCGCUACAGCCAGUUGGGCGCUACAGCCAGUUGGGCGCUACAGCCAGUUGGGCGCUACAGCCAGUUGGGCGCUACAGCCAGUUGGGUGCUACUGCCAGUUGGGUGCUACUGCCAUACAGCUUGUUUAUGAUAAAUGUUACUAAUUGGAUGCGAUUGGUGCGU